Messenger RNA from Ipomoea nil (Japanese morning glory), 1163 nucleotides. Its product is annotated as clavaminate synthase-like protein At3g21360. The record is from RefSeq and is a predicted model, not a curated record. The transcript has 3 exons. Lineage: Eukaryota; Viridiplantae; Streptophyta; Magnoliopsida; Solanales; Convolvulaceae. Gene Ontology annotation, molecular function: oxidoreductase activity. Bases 64 to 1029 code for a protein of 321 amino acids.
AAGAAAUUGAAUUAGAGAAAGUAGAUCAAAGAAAAGAAAGAAGAAACUUUGAGAUAAUUAAAAAUGGAGUUUUGUUGCCAAGAUUUCAAGGUGGGAAAAUGCGGAGGGCAAAAGGUGGUGGACGGAGAGAGCAUGCCGCUAGUGUUGAACCCUGCGGAGCCAUGCGAGAAGAGGGUGGAUUCAUUGGUGGAAGCCCUGGAGAAGAACAAGGAAUGGUUUGAGAAGAUGAUCAUCAAGAACAGUGCUGUUCUUCUCCGGGGGUUUAACGUUGAGAAUGCCAAACACUUCAAUGAUAUCAUUGAGGUCCUCGGAUGGGAAGACAUCCGCUACGUCGGACCGGCGCCGAGGACUCAUGUCUACAAGAGGGUUUGGACGGCCAAUGAAGGCCCCCUCUCUGAGUUCAUCUACUACCACCAUGAAAUGGUCCUUUUCAAGGAAAGCCCAAAGAAAGUGAUACUGUUCUGUGAAGUGCCGCCGCCGGAAGGCGGGGAGACGCCCUUCGUUCCGAGCUUUAGGAUAACAGAGAGGAUGGUGGAGGAGUUUCCAGAAGCUGUGGAGGAAAUGGAGAAGAAGGGACUCAGAUAUACAUUCUCUGCUCCCAGCAAAAGUGAUGUUGCUUCAAUGAGAGGUCGAGGAUGGGAGGACGCUUUUGGAACCUCAGAUCCCGUAGAAGCUGAAAAACGGGCAAAUGCGCUGGGAAUGGAGGUGGAGUGGCUGCCGAAUAAUGGGAUGAAGACGAUCUUGGGGCCUCGGUCACUGACUCGGGUGUUCGAGGGGAGAAAAGGGCGGCGGAUGUGGUUCAACACGGUGGUGGGGAUGCACGGGAAGGAAAUCAGCUCUGCAACAAUGGCGGACGGGAGUGAGAUAGAUGCUGGUGUGGUAAAGAGAUGUGGAGAGAUCAUUGAAGAUGAAAGCAUUCAGUUCAAGUGGGAGAAAGGAGAUGUUCUCUUCCUUGAUAACAUGGCUCUCUUCCAUGGAAGAAGACCAUCUCUUCCACCAAGAAAAGUUCUCGUUGCUACCUGCAAAUAACUUCAACCAUAUUCCGGCCACUUUUAUAUAUGUCAUUCACAAAUAAUACAUUGUAACCCGACAACCUCAAUUAAGUUGUCUCGAUAACUAAAACAUUAUCAGUUAAUUAUGGACAACUUUAGACUGCAUGUUUA